Lachancea mirantina is the source of this 531-nucleotide messenger RNA. The record is from the annotation of a GenBank genome assembly. Lineage: Eukaryota; Fungi; Ascomycota; Saccharomycetes; Saccharomycetales; Saccharomycetaceae.
AUGGACGCCGAAAACAACAGGCUUUUCAGACUCCCCUUUAAGCUACCCAGCUCUGCGGGAGCAAGAACUAUUGGCAUUUAUACGGCAGGAGCGCUUUACGCAUUGGGUGCAUGGCUUUUUCUAGACAGUGCUAUCUAUUCGAAGAAAGCCAAUGCUUCUUUAGUGCAUGUUACUUUCGUGGACUGGAUCCCCAUUAUCUGCAGCACGCUUGGAAUGAUCAUUGUGAGCUCGAUUGAAAAAAAUAGACUAAUACAAGACGCACUUGCAUCGGGAUCUUUCAGUGGCUCCUCGUCGCUUGCAUGGCAGGCUAGAGUGGUUCUUUUCCUUGGGUUUGCCCUUUUGGCCGGUGGACUUUCAGGCUCCAUAGUUGUUCUGGUGAUAAAAUUCUUGGUUAAAGACUUCACAUCAUACCCAACAUUAGGCAUGGGUAUCAAUAACGUUGUCGGAAAUUUUUGCGUGGUCAUCAGCUGUGUGCUUUUGUGGAUAGCGCAAAACGUCGAAGAUGAAUAUUCUUAUUCUUUGACUCUGUAA